This is a messenger RNA of Lotus japonicus, 1632 nucleotides long. RefSeq names its product cytochrome b561 and DOMON domain-containing protein At3g07570-like. The transcript has 4 exons. The coding region runs from base 378 to 1541 and encodes 387 amino acids. The record is from RefSeq and is a predicted model, not a curated record. Lineage: Eukaryota; Viridiplantae; Streptophyta; Magnoliopsida; Fabales; Fabaceae.
ACCAAAGUGAUGUGACACGCCGGUGUGUAAAAUAUUUGAAUGUGAAAGAAACUACAUUAACAUUACCCUUAAGCACCUUGCUAAAAGAUACAAGGUAUUUCCAACAAGUGAACCUUUGACUCAAACGAAAACCUGUUUUUGAUUAAUUUUCUACCAAGGUGAAAUCCCACGCAGUUUGAUAUUAGAAUGCAACCAUAACCGUAUCUGUUUGUCCUGUUCAGGUUCCGGCAAUGCCAAUUGCAAGUAGAGCUCGUUAACACCAAGGGCAAUAUUUAACAUUUCUUAUCUUUCACUAUAAAACAGAAAAUAUAUAAUUAACGGUUCAUCAUAUCUAGAUUCCACCGCUGUCUUUGAUUAUUUUCACCUUCCACAAAGAAAUGAAGCUCAUACAGCUUCGCUUGUUCAUUAUCCUCUGUGGUUUAUCAACGACCCUAGUGACUUCUCAAGAUUCAUGUAGCUCUAAAUUGUUGCAACUCCAGCAACCUGUUCCUUUUGAUACAAGCUCACUUCUGUGCAAUCCAGUUUGGGGCGAUCACAGUUUCAUCCUUAGAUAUGCUAAGGCUUCAUCAGAUGUUUGGAGCUUCAUAUUCUCAUUCCCCUCAAACAUAAACGCUUAUGCGGCAAUAGGAUUCUCCAAUGAUGGCAGCAUGGUUGGUUCUACUGCAAUUGUGGGGUGGAUGCCAUCUCCGGGUGCAGGAGGAAUGAAACAGUACUUUCUGGGUGCAAAGUCACCAGACCAGGUUACUCCUGACAAAGGAGAUCUUUAUAUGAUGAAUGCAUCCAUAGUUCCUGCUAGUACUUCACUAGUGUACAUGAUCUUCCAAUUGAAAACCACCCAACCUAGUUCAAAGCUAAUAUUUGCCAUUGGACCCGAUGGUGCAUUUCCUAAUUAUCCAGGUUAUGCCUUGGCCCAACAUAGUGAUCAGAUAUCCAAAGUCAUAGAUUAUAAAACAGGUACAACAACUAGUGUAAUUCCAUACCUGAAUCUUCGAAGAAGCCAUGGGAUUCUGAACAUUGCAGGAUGGAGCAUUCUAUUGAUAAUAGGAUCCAUAAUUGCUCGCUACUUCAAGCACUGGGAUCCCACUUGGUUUUAUUUACAUGCUUCCAUUCAAGCACUUGCCUUUGUAGCUGCCGUAGUUGGAAUUUUCAUUGGACUAGCCUUAUCUAGGAAACUCAAAGCUGAAUCUGAUGUCAUUCAUCACAAAAAUAUAGCAAUUCUCAUUAUCAUCCUAGGAUUCCUCCAGGUGUUGGCCAUUGUUUUACGACCAGGAUUGGAAUCAAAGAUACGGAAGUAUUGGAAUUGGUACCAUCAUAACAUAGGGAGAAUUUUGCUUUGCUUUGCAGUGGGUAAUAGCUUUUAUGGACUCCAUUUAGGAGGAGAAGGGUCUAAGUGGUUUCUUGCUUAUGGAGUUUCCAUUGCUGCCUUAGUUCUUAUCGCUGUCAUUUUGGAGAUAAGAAUGUGGAUUGUUGCAAGAAAAGAGAGUCAGUCCAGAAAGACAACAUCGUUUCCUCAAUCCAGUACAGAGUUAGCUUACUAUUAACUUCUUCAACAUCAUUUGUAAUUUAUAAGGUAAUUUGACAUUGCCGCAAUGGUGAUAUAUAUUACGUAGUAAAAAUAUUUUAGUUGUUUUA